AUUCUGUUUCAGAUUUUCUUUCAUCACUGUUCACUUUUGUAGCAGGUUAUUCACAUUUUGCUUCCUCCACAUCCACAACCUAAAAAGAAAAGAAAAGGUUUUUUUUUUGUGUGGCUUGGGAUUGGAAGUUAAGGGUGUUGCUUACAAUCUGUUAAUGGAUUGGUGAAGACUAGGGAAACUAUGAUGGUGAUGAUGAAACUUGGAAAGUGGGUUUCCUUUGUUUUUGUUGCUUUUAUGUUUUUGGUGAAUGGGUCGUUUGCCGCAUAUACUCCUUCUGAUAAUUAUCUAAUAGCUUGUGGUUCCUCCCAAAACAUCACCUUCCAAGAUCGAACUUUUGUUCCUGAUUCACAGCAUUCUUCACUUGUGUUGAAAACCGGGAAUUCUAUUGUUGCUAGUUCCAAUUCUAGUGUCCCAUUCCCAAUCUACCAAUCAGCUAGGAUUUUCACUGAGAAAGCUUCUUAUAGAUUUGAAAUUGAGCAAGGUCGGCACUGGGUUAGGCUAUAUUUUUCUCCUCUUUCCAACUCUGGCCAUAAUUUGAGUUCUGCUGUUUUAACAGUGGUUACUGAUGAUUUUGUUCUCUUGAGAAACUUCACAUUUAAGAACUACAAUGGUUCUUAUAUGUUCCGGGAGUAUGCCAUCAAUGUUACCUCUGAAACCUUGACUGUUACCUUCAUUCCUUCAAAUGGUUCAGUUGCCUUUGUUAAUGCAAUUGAAGUUGUGUCAAUGCCAGAUGACUUGUUUGUUGAUCAGGCAUAUGCUCUUAACCCAUCAGCCCCAUUCAGUGGCCUUUCUGAACUUGCUUUUGAAACUGUUUACCGUUUAAACAUAGGAGGUCCCUUGCUCACUGCCCAAAAUGAUACCCUUGGAAGGAAUUGGGAGAAUGAUCUGAAAUACCUCCAUGUGAACAGCUCAGUUAUUGAUGUGUCAGUCAACCCUUCCAGCAUUAAGUAUCGGGCAGGUGUUACGCCGCAGACUGCCCCGAAUUGGGUCUAUUCCACGGCUGAAGCAAUGGGGGAUGCAAAUGUUGCCAAUUCAAAUUUCAACAUUACUUGGGUCUUUACUGUGGAUCCAAACUUCUCCUAUUUUAUUCGGGUGCACUUUUGUGAUAUUAUUAGCAUGUCACUCAACACUUUAGUGUUCAAUUUAUUCAUAAAUUCUGACAUUGCUCUUGGAAGCCUUGACCUCUCAUCCAUAACUGGGGAUUUGGCUGUGCCUUACUAUAAGGACUUUGUUUCCAAUGCUUCAGCAGACACUUUGACAAUAAGUGUUGGUCCUGAUACAAUGGCAGACAUCACAAAUGCCUCCAUGAAUGGACUGGAGAUAAUGAAAAUCAGCAAUGCAUUGAAGAGCUUGGAUGGACUUUCUUCAGUUGAGACUCUCCUUCCUAGUUCUUCAUCAAACAAGAACAUGGUAGGAAUAAUAGUUGGUUCUGUUGUUGGGGCUGUGGUUGCCAUAGCUUUGGUUGGUUUGUGUUAUUGCUGCUUGUUGAGAUGCAAGUCAAAGUCUACUCAACAAGGCCAUACAUGGCUUCCUUUACCUUUAUACGGAAACUCCCAGACCAUGACAAAAAUGUCAACAACUUCGCAGAAGAGUGGAACUGCAAGCUGCAUUUCUUUAGCUUCAUCAAACCAUGGACGGUUCUUAACUUUCCAAGAAAUCCUAGAUGCAACCAACAAAUUUGAUGAGAAGCUGCUUCUUGGCGUUGGUGGUUUUGGCAGGGUUUAUAAAGGAACACUUGAAGAUGGAACCAAUGUAGCUGUUAAAAGGGGGAACCCUAGAUCUGAACAAGGUCUUGCUGAAUUCCGAACAGAAAUUGAAAUGUUAUCCAAGCUUCGCCAUCGUCAUCUUGUGUCUCUCAUUGGUUAUUGUGAUGAGAGGUCGGAAAUGAUUCUUGUGUAUGAAUACAUGGCUAAUGGACCCCUCAGGAGUCAUUUGUAUGGAACAGACCUACCACCUCUAUCGUGGAAGCAGAGGCUUGAAAUUUGCAUUGGAGCAGCAAGAGGUCUUCAUUAUCUCCACACUGGUGCAUCUCAAAGCAUAAUUCACCGAGAUGUAAAGACAACAAACAUCCUCUUAGAUGAUAACUUUGUUGCUAAAGUUGCUGACUUUGGCCUUUCCAAAACUGGUCCUGCUCUUGAUCAGACACAUGUGAGCACUGCUGUUAAAGGUAGUUUUGGUUAUCUUGAUCCUGAAUACUUCAGAAGGCAACAACUUACGGAGAAAUCGGAUGUUUAUUCAUUUGGAGUAGUUUUAAUGGAAGUGUUGUGCACAAGACCAGCCUUGAACCCUGUCCUUCCUAGGGAGCAGGUUAAUAUAGCUGAGUGGGCAAUGAGCUGGCAGAAAAAAGGGAUGCUUGAUCAAAUCAUGGAUCAAAAUCUGGUAGGGAUUGUCAAUCCUGCUUCUCUUAAGAAGUUUGGAGAGACAGCUGAGAAAUGCUUGGCUGAGUAUGGAGUGGAUAGGCCAUCUAUGGGAGAUGUUUUGUGGAAUCUUGAAUAUGCUUUGCAGCUCCAAGAGACCUCAUCAGCACUUAUGGAACCUGAAGAUAACAGCACAAACCACAUUACUGGGAUUCAGUUAACUCGUCUCGAGCCGUUUGAUAACAGUGUGAGUAUGAUUGAUGGGGUAAACUCUGCCACGGAUGAUGAUGCAGAAGAUGCUGCUACAAGUGCAGUGUUCUCCCAAUUGGUAAAUCCUCGUGGAAGAUGAG
Gastrolobium bilobum is the source of this 2707-nucleotide messenger RNA. Its product is annotated as receptor-like protein kinase THESEUS 1. Gene Ontology annotation, cellular component: plasma membrane; plasmodesma. Bases 181 to 2706 code for a protein of 841 amino acids. Lineage: Eukaryota; Viridiplantae; Streptophyta; Magnoliopsida; Fabales; Fabaceae. Gene Ontology annotation, biological process: protein autophosphorylation. The transcript is spliced from 2 exons. Gene Ontology annotation, molecular function: ATP binding; transmembrane receptor protein tyrosine kinase activity. The record is from RefSeq and is a predicted model, not a curated record.